Leopardus geoffroyi (Geoffroy's cat) is the source of this 2283-nucleotide messenger RNA. Its product is annotated as cationic amino acid transporter 3-like. Gene Ontology annotation, cellular component: plasma membrane. NCBI's taxonomy places the organism in Eukaryota, Metazoa, Chordata, Mammalia, Carnivora, Felidae. The record is from RefSeq and is a predicted model, not a curated record. Gene Ontology annotation, biological process: amino acid transport; transmembrane transport. The transcript is spliced from 2 exons. Gene Ontology annotation, molecular function: amino acid transmembrane transporter activity. Bases 288 to 2051 code for a protein of 587 amino acids.
CUCCAACUCCUGACUCUGCUUGGCCAACCUCCUUACCUGUCCCUGGGUUUGACUUGCACUUUCUACUCAGGUCUCUCUCCUCUGAGGUAGGAAAAGACCAUGGGCAUUAUGGAGGGAUAACACAUACCUAAUGAAGUAUGAAGCAGCAGAUUUGAAGCCUGAGCAACAGAAGUCAGCAUCCCCAACCCAACUAGGCUUAACUAGCCUCACGGAAUCCAAUCUGAGACUCUUGGAUUUCUGGGCUUGCUACAGUGCUGACCCUAGAAUCCUCUUCAACGCCAGCCACAAUGCUAUGUCAGGCAUUUCACAGAUUUGGUCAAAAGCUGAUACGCAGACGUAUCCUGCAGCAAGACAUGGCUGAAGCUGCCCCUACCAGAAGCCUGAGCACUCUGGAUUUAGUGGCCCUGGGUUUGGGUCACACAGUGGGUGUAGGUGUGUAUGUCCUGGCUUGUGAGGUGGCCAGCAAUCAAGCAGGACCAUCCACUAUGAUCUGCUUUUUGAUGGCCGGUCUAUCUUCUGUGUUGGCCGGGCUGUGUUUUGCAGAGUUUGGUGCCCGGGUUCCCUAUUCUGGCUCUGCAUAUCUCUACAGUUAUGUCACUGUAGGUGAACUCUGGGCUUUCAUCACUGGCUGGAACCUCAUUCUGUUUUUUGUUGCUGGUACAGCCAUCGUGUCCUGUGCCUGGACCUUAGUUUUUGACAACCUCCCUGGGAAUGAGAUCUCUCAGACCCUGCGUGAGAGCAUCUCACCCCAUGUUCCCCAUGUUUUUGUAGAAUAUCUUGACUUUUUUGUUGUGGGCCUUGUGUUGUUAUUCAUUGGAUUGCUGACUUUGAGGAAUAGUGAGAUUUUCCUUGUUACCAAAGUGUUCACACUGCUGAAAAUUUUGGUUCUUGUUUUUUUCAUCACCUCUGGCUUCAUUAAGGGGGACCUGCACAACUGGAAGCUCACAGAAGCAGACUAUGUAAAGGCUGGAUUCAAUGACACCUCAAGCUUGGGGACUCUGGGGUCUGGAAGAUUUGUGCCUUUCGGCUUUGAGGGGAUUCUCCGUGGAGCAGCUACCUGUUUCUAUGCAUUUAUUGGUUUUGACAAUAUUGUUACCAGAGUUGAAGAAGUCCAGAAUCACCAGCGUUCCAUUCCCAUGGGGAUUGUGAUUUCACUAUUCAUCAGCUCUUUGAUGUAUUUUGGAGUCUCUGUGGCACUUACGCUUAUGGUGCCUUACUACAAGAUUCAACCUGGGAGCACUUUGCCUGAGGCAUUUCUUCUUAUUGGCUGGGCCCCUGCCUACUAUGUUAUAGCUUUUGGAUUCCUCUGUAGUCUUUCUGCCAGCCUCUUGGGCUUUAUGUUCCCCAUACGUCAGGUAAUACAUGUGAUGGUGAAGGAUGGCCUCCUGUUCCCUGUCCUUGCCAGGGUCCAUACUGGCACAUACACCCGCAUUGUGGCCACUGUGAUCUUUGGCAUUAUUGCAGCAAUCAUGACAUUCUUUUUUGGACUCACUGAUCUUGUGGACCUCAGGUCAAUUGUGACCCUGCUGACUUACUCCCUGGUGGCAGUUAGUGUUCUCAUCCUCCGAUAUCAGCCUGAGAUGCAGAAUGAGGGAAAUAAAGCAGAGGUGCAGGAGGACAAUAGACCUUCAGCAGAGCAGCUGACUCUACAGGGACUAUUUUUUCCAUGCAGCUCCACACCUACUCCACUCUCUGGCUGGAUUGUCCGUGUUUGCUCCUCACUGCUUGCUCUGCUGCUCACUCUUCUUUGCCUGGUGCUGGCCCGGUGGCCAGUUCUGCUUUCUGGAGACCCACUGUGGAUUUCAGUGGUUGUGGUGCUCCUGGUGCUCAUCACUGGGCUCACUGGGGUCAUCUGGAGACAGCCUCAGAGCUCCAGUCCCCUUUACUUUAAGGUCCCUGCUCUGCCUCUCCUCCCACUACUGAGCAUCUUCAUGAAUAUUUACCUUAUGAUGCAGAUGACAGCUGCCACCUGGGCCCGAUUUGGUGUCUGGAUGCUGAUUGGGUUUGCUAUCUACUUCAGCUAUGGAAUCCAACACAGCCGGGUCGCUUAACUUUACUUAAGUUAGGGCCAAAACUGUAGACCUUGAACUCAGCAGUGUGUGUACACAGUUGGCUUGACAUCAUCACACCUGAAUGCAGUCUGGUCCCCCUGCACAACAAUGGAAAGUAGUCUUGAAUACAUGGAAAGCUAGGCCUCCCAUAGCAUAUUGAUGGAGGAAAUUUAAUAGAGCUUUGAAUUUAUUGUGGAGUAAAGGAUUUUUUUUGUUUUUGUUUUUUUGCUUU